AUGACCGUUCAGUCGUUGGUCGCUUAGUGUAGACACGCCUUAAAACGGACAAAAGCAGGGAAAGACUUCCCUAGCAGUAUCUUCCCUAAAUAAAAUGAUGGCGAAGACGGAGAGAGGAAACAACCCAAACCUGAAAGAAAUUUUUUUUCAAACAGAUAGUGUUCAACACAUGUAAAAAAAUAUGUGGCUGUAUGUGUGAGUGCAGGACGAGAGUGUAGUCGGUCGUCAUGGUUACCGCUUGCAAACGUGAGACAGCAGCGGUUAUACACUUGUCAAAUGUAUGUACCGUAAGCUCCGACUUGGAGUGGCUUACAACGCAGGAGCAUUCACCCGGACGCUUGGACGCAUUGUUUUAAUGCCGCGUGACUGAUCAACAGAAUGGAUUGGGCCACCGACCUCGAGAUUACUUCGAAGAAGCUGCUGCCUCGCCUAGGUAGGCGCGCAGGUCAGAGUAAUUUGGAGGAGAAGUCUGACGAUGAUCCUCUGGAGAGCCCUAUAUCCUUCUCGUCUGGGAAGUCUGUAUCUGUGCAAAGACCGAUAGUUCCACCUCGGUCGAGGAAAACCGGCUGGGGCGAUGAAUUGAAAAGCGGCAAAUCAAGGGCGGCGCCAAACGUCAUUGAACAGGAGCGUUUUCGAAUGCUUGACAAGGAACAGCAAGAAGACGAUAUUCCAGUUAUACCUGAUUUAGAUGAAAUUCAGGAAGAUAAUAUCUCGUCUGAGAUUGCAAGCGCUCCUAUAGUCAACGCAAAUAGAGUGACUGCGUACGAGGAAUUGGACACUGAUCUGGUGAAAAAUGCUGCAUACACAUCGUUGGACGGCGUCAGCCUUUCUCUCCUCGCGGAUAAGCUGUACAAUGAAAAUUUAGUGAAGGAACCGGACGAAGUUUGGAACUGGAAUCUCCUUUUCACGCAAAUUUCUUCGGAGAUCAAUAACGAGACGCAAAAGAAGAUUGAGGCCUAAAGAUGCGUCAGAUCGCGAGUUUGAAAUAAAAAUGGAAAUUGUGGGUAUAAAAUAACGCGUUAUUUGUUAUAUCAUUCAUUGAUAUUUGUACAUUGUUUUCUUGAUAUUUUGGAAAUAAACUUAAAAAUUAAUCUAA
Temnothorax curvispinosus is the source of this 1096-nucleotide messenger RNA. RefSeq names its product intraflagellar transport protein 43 homolog B (gene IFT43). Gene Ontology annotation, biological process: intraciliary retrograde transport. The record is from RefSeq and is a predicted model, not a curated record. Gene Ontology annotation, cellular component: cilium; intraciliary transport particle A. NCBI's taxonomy places the organism in Eukaryota, Metazoa, Arthropoda, Insecta, Hymenoptera, Formicidae. The coding region runs from base 379 to 960 and encodes 193 amino acids. The transcript has 7 exons.